CAGACGCUCCGUCGGUCAGGCUUGCCUGAGGAUCAAUACCGGAAGAGACAACACGCUUCUUUUGGCUCAGAACCUCGAGGGCAGCACUGCCUAGUAUCAGAUCUAAUUAGCUUGGUACCCUCGGUCAUGCGCAAUGCUGACUAGCAAACUGGGAUACACGCGUACGCAACGUGUGGGGGGAUGACGUGUAUCGUAAACCGCGAGGACAAGGCAAUCUAAGCUUCCGCCUAUGAGCAUGCUCGCCUACAGUUGAGGCGACAACGACACGAUGCAUCAGGAGGAGACUCGAGGCGCCUACUCACGAGGGUAUAUAUAAACCAUCAGAGGGUCGAGUGAUUAUCCUUUAUCUCGUACUUCCCCUCCGUCCCUUUGUAUCGCUGCCCCAAUGUCUGGAUCAUCGUCUAAACUCGCAGGAAUCAAAAGGCAUGAACAGUACUAUAUAAAAGGAGGAGAUGUGUAUUUCUUGGUCGAAGAAUCCAUGUUUAGGGUCCACCGAUACUUCUUUGAGAGAGAGUCAUCCAAGUUUCGCUCAAUGUUCAGUAGCCCGACGGCGCCGGGCAAGGAGCCUGAAGGGACCUCCCCCAGUACUGCGUUCAGACUAGACGACAUUACGGCGGAAAAUUUCGCCCACUUUCUUUGGGUGUUCUAUAAUCCGAGGCAUUCUCUAUACGACGCCUCUACAGACGUCUGGGUCGCCAUUCUCCACACGUCCUGCUUAUGGUCAUUCCCCGAAGUCAAGGCUCUCGCUAUUAGAGAACUCGAGUGCAAGACUAUCAACUUGGUGGACCGCAUCGUCCUGUACCAGGAUUACAACGUCGAUCCCACCGUCUUGGCACCAUUCUACGCCAGACUCUGUUCCCGCGACGAACCUCUCACCACAGAAGAGUCAGUGCGCUUAGGCGUUGAGACUGUCGUCCGGAUCUUCCACGCCCGCGAGCGCCUCCGCUCCUCUUCUCUCGACGGGCUGAAGAGCCCCCUGCCGAACGGCGUCGACCUCACGAACGUAAUGAAAGUCAUCGACGAGGUGUGGGGAAGCAAUACGAAACGUGCAUCAGGAUCGAAUACCGAUCCUCAAGGCUCCUCGCCGGCGAGGAAGACAAAUGGACUUGCGAACGGCGGGUUCGGUGGUGGGCGACCUUGAUCGUCCGUUGCUUACGCCGAGAGAUGAUGAUGACGCGUUGUCUGUGGGUUCUCAGACUCUUAGAAAAAAGCUCACGGUACGGGUGAAGCGUCUUUUGUCGAGCUCGAGAGGGAGGAAGGGUUAGGGUACGGGAUCGACAGUUGGAGUGUGGUGAACCUUGUCAUUCGCGUUUCUGAACCUUCACUGCGUCCGCCUGGGUCUUGGUAGUAUGGUUUUCACUUGUUGUCAUUUUUUGUAUCUACGCGUAACAUUUUCGACGUCACAUAUAUCAACGUUUCUAUCAUAUUCUACAAUCACCGCGAGAUAUUCGCAUUGCCGAAAGACAUGUGUCAUACAUGUGUAGAUAGUUUCAAAAGCACUGUCUCG
Molecule: messenger RNA, 1507 nt
Organism: Desarmillaria tabescens
Lineage: Eukaryota; Fungi; Basidiomycota; Agaricomycetes; Agaricales; Physalacriaceae
Exons: 6
Coding region: 386-1141 (251 amino acids)
Molecular function (GO): protein binding
Source: RefSeq, a predicted model, not a curated record